UGUACCAGACAGUGUGUGUGUGUGUGUGUGUGUGUGCGCGCGCGCGCGCGCGUGCGCAUGUGUUGCUCUGAGGAAGCGUGAGGAAGCAGAACAGUGUGUGAGAACCUUUGGCUGCUGUUACAGAAACCUGGCUAGUUUUGUUUUGGGAUCUCCAGGAGGACAUAAACAUAAACGCACAAAGUGUCACGAAGAAGAAUCUGAAGAACAAAGCUGACUCCCACACUGAAUGAGCGAAGCCAAGCGAAUGAGCGGAGAACAGCGCAUUUACCAUUAUAGGAGUCUAAACAGAGGAACAGGGUAUUGUCUUUGAGCUAAAGACUCAAGAGGACAACGUAUUGUCUGUGCUGAUUGAAGAUUUAAGGUGUGUUUGUGUUCAGGCGGCCCACGUCCAGCAGUCUCAUGGCCAGCAACAACACCGCCAGCAUUGCUCAGGCCCGCAAACUGGUGGAGCAGCUCAAGAUGGAGGCCAACAUCGACCGGAUAAAAGUGUCCAAGGCAGCCGCGGACCUGAUGUCAUACUGCGAGGCUCACGCUAAGGAGGACCCGUUGCUAUCACCUGUGCCUGCCUCUGAGAACCCUUUCAGGGAGAAGAAGUUCUUCUGCACCAUCCUGUAGGUGGUGCCGGCCAGCCGCAUGGCUGCCCGCUUCCUCUGGGACCCUACCCAUUCUCACACACACACACACACACACCCACACACACCAUCCCCACCACAACACACCCACACACACCAUCCCCACCACACACACAUACAUACACACACACACACACAAACAAACACACACACAUGGAUGUUACAAACACAGAUCUUGUGCUGAGGGCUGAGGUGUAGCGGCUGCCGCUUACAACCUCCACUGUUUGACCACAAGCCCAGCGGAAGCCUCCCUGCACAGUGUUGAGGGAGAGCCCGCACUGUGCAUGUGUAUAUGUGAGACAGCACAAGCAUCGUGGGCCCCUGACAUUAUGUAACUCCAUUACAUUGUGGGCCCCUCACAUUACAGCGGCUCUGUUAGAUCAUGGGCCCCUACAUUACAGCAGUUCUACUACAUCAUGGGCCCCUACAUUACAGCAGUUCCAUUACAUUACCUGCCCCUGACAUUACAGCAGUUUCAUCACAUUGUGAGCCCCUGACAUUAAUGCAUUUCCAUUACAUUGUGAGCACCUAUAAUUACAGCAGUGCCAGUAGGCAAGAAGUGUACUCAGUGCGGUAUUUCAUGGUUUCUCUGAGAUAUUCCAGUGUUAUGUUGGAUUUACUUAAAUUGGCCAGAUCAGAUUAUGAAUCUGAUCAUCAUGGAAAUGUUCUGAUUUCUUCAUUUGCUUUGUUUUAAUAAUUGUUUAUUUCCUUCAAAUGGGUUUAGUAUACAUCACUUAGGUAGCUUUGUUUGUAUGUGAAUUUUUUUAAUUUAAAAACAACAGAUAGCUAAAAGCAUUUUUUAUGAAAGAUUUGAACACAUGAAAUAUUCCUUAUAGAUACUUAUCUUUACAAUGUCUAUUAUAAUAUUGACUAUGUAUAGCAGGCAAAUUAAUUUUUUUCUUCUUCAAAAACAGGUCUCUUUUUACUAUUUGUAAGAAAAAAAACUCCUGUGUUGUGCUGUAUGAUUUGAAUGUUUGUGGUAAUUUAAAUAACAAUUGCAUGAUGAUGGAAACUGAAA
Electrophorus electricus (electric eel) is the source of this 1650-nucleotide messenger RNA. RefSeq names its product guanine nucleotide binding protein (G protein), gamma 2 (gene gng2). The record is from RefSeq and is a predicted model, not a curated record. Gene Ontology annotation, biological process: G protein-coupled receptor signaling pathway. Gene Ontology annotation, cellular component: heterotrimeric G-protein complex. Gene Ontology annotation, molecular function: G-protein beta-subunit binding. Lineage: Eukaryota; Metazoa; Chordata; Actinopteri; Gymnotiformes; Gymnotidae.